GGAGGAAGUAGCGACGCAAGAAACAACGAGCUCAUUUCUAGGGGGGGUUACGUGACAUAAGAUAACACCUGUGAUGCGAUGCCGUUAAAAUACAUAACGAGGAAGGAUAUGCCUUAAUGUAUUUCAUACCGGCUAAUUUUGAGGGCAGCCCUCGAGUACGUAGCUUGGUCGGACCUUUUCUGGUUUCCAUUCAUUCGUGAGGACAAAGCAGCGAAGACAGAGCCGCUCGCAUUCAAAGGGAACAGUUUGUUAGCAAACAGAAAUGUCAACGUUGCCAACAGCGGGUUAGCGCCAGUUCGUAACAUCAUGCCAGCUAGCUGCUCAGCAAAACAAGCUGAGGCCAGCAUCAGUGAGACGACCUCUCGCCCAUACGUCAUCCAGAUGAGGAAUGCAGGGAGUAUGCAGCCCGUGUACAGGCGAGAUGCUGGAGUCUGGCACCAAACAAGAAGUCUCCUCUACAAGAAUCUGCUCAUCAAAUGGAGGACCAAGCAACAGAGCCUUCAGGAAUUGAUCCUACCUCUGCUACUGUUGGGUCUGCUGAUUCUCAUCAGCACUUUGAAUCCUCACGUCUACUAUGGAGGCAUCAGCACUACAGAGCUGGAGCCCGACAACCCCUUCUUCAAGGGCCUGGGCUACACGCCGAUCACCAACGUCACCAAUCACAUCAUGGAGGAGGUGGCUCAGGAGAUGCACAUGCAGGAUCGCCUGGAGAUGUUUGCCAGCGAGGAGGAUCUGGAGAACGCCAGUCUGUACGAGCCCUCCAGCUACGUCGGUGUGGUGUUCAUGGACAGCUCGGCCACGUCUUACAGGCUGCGCUUCCCGUACAACCAGCUGCCCCUACCCAGCGAUUACACAGAAUCCAUUGCCAACUGCUUUACAAGUUCGGUGAACUGCAGAGCUGCUAAUUACUGGUACUCCGGCUUCACCCGCCUCCAGUCUCUGAUCGAUGCAGCCAUCAUCCAGAUGCAGACAAAGCGUUCGGUGUGGAGCGAGAUGGACCUAAAGGUGGUGAUGAUGGGUCAGCCCGGCUCUGUGGAGGUGCAGAAGUUCCCCCACGCCCUCAUCUCCAUCUACCUGGUCCUGGCUUUCACACCGUUCGUCACCUUCCUCAUCGUCAACGUGGCGGCUGAGAAGGAGCAUCGCCUGAAGGACACCAUGACCAUGAUGGGGCUUUACGACACUGCUUUCUGGUUAUCAUGGGGCCUCCUGUACGCUGCUCUGGUGACCACCAUGUCCAUCCUGAUGGCCGUCAUCGCCACCUUCACGGCACUGUUCCCCAACAGCGACUUCUUCGUCAUCUUCUUCCUCAUCUUCCUCUAUGGAAUAUCAUCUAUCUUUUUCUCCUUCAUGCUGACUCCGUUAUUUAAGAAGCCCAAGUUUGCCAGCACAGUGGGCUCCAUGCUGACGGUGGUGUUUGGCUGCCUGUCACUGUUCACUGUGCUGAUGAAGGACUUCCCACAGCCGCUGGUCUGGCUCCUCUGCCUGCUGUCCCCCAGCGCCUUCUCCAUCGGGAUUGCACAGGUGGUUUACCUGGAGGCACAGGGAGACGGUGCUGUGUUUUCCUCUUUGACCAAUGGCCCUCAUCCGCUGUACGUGCCCCUGCUCAUGCUGGUCAUAGACUGCGUCCUUUACCUUCUGCUGGCCAUCUACCUGGACCAGGUGCUGCCUGGUGAGUUUGGAAUGAGGAGGUCCUUGGUGUACUUCCUGAAGCCGUCCUAUUGGUCCAAACGCAGGAAGCGAUACGUGGAAGUGAGCUCGGUGUACGACACGGAGGUGAACGGCGCUCCUGGUGGUGACGAGUCUGUUGAGCCGGUUUCACCUGAGUUCAGAGGCAAAGAAGCCAUCCGCAUCAAUAACAUCCGCAAAGUGUACAAGGAGAAGGACAACAUCGUGGAGGCUCUGAGAGGUUUGACGUUCGACAUCUACGAAGGCCAGAUCACGGCUCUGCUUGGACACAGCGGCGCCGGAAAGUCCACUCUCAUGAACAUCCUGUGCGGCAUCUGCCCGCCCACCAACGGCACGGCCACCAUCUACGGCACCCCGGUGGCGGAGAUCGCAGACGGGUCAGAAAUGAAGCAGCUGGUGGGAAUCUGCCCCCAGUUCAACAUCAUCUUCGACGUGCUCACCGUGGAGGAGCACCUGCGGAUAUUUGCUGCCAUCAAAGGGAUCCCGCCCGCGGACAUCGAUGCUGAGGUUACCAAAGUGCUGAAGGAUCUGGACUUGGAGAAGAUCAUGACAGCUCAGGCUAAGAAUCUGAGCGGAGGCCAGAAGAGGAAGCUCUCCGUGGGCAUCGCCAUUCUAGGAGAUCCCAAGAUCCUGCUGUUGGAUGAGCCCACCGCAGGGAUGGACCCCUGCUCCAGGCACCAGGUCUGGUCUCUGCUGAAGAGCCGCCGAGCCGGCAGAGUCACGGUUCUGAGCACACACUACAUGGACGAGGCAGACAUCCUCGCUGAUCGCAAAGCUGUGAUCUCUCAAGGACAACUGAAAUGCGUCGGCUCUUCUCUGUAUCUGAAGAUCAAGUGUGGCGUAGGAUAUCAUCUCAGAAUGUCCAUCACUGAGGGAUGUGAAGCCGAAAAGAUCACGACUUUGGUGAAGCACCACGUUCCCAAAGCGAAGUUGUCCCGACAACACGAAGCAGAGCUGACUUACACUCUGCCUUUCGAGAGCAUGGACACAUUUCCAGGCUUGUUCUCGGAACUCGACGGUCAGUCCAACCUGGGCAUAAUCAACUAUGGCGUUUCCAUGACAACACUGGAAGAUGUUUUCCUUCGGUUGGAGGCCGAGGCUGAAGUGGAUCAAGCUGACUACAGCGUGUUCAAUCGGGAGCAGGCGGAGGACGAAUGCGACAACGCCUCCAUCGACGACACGGACCAGCGGCUGCUCACGUUCACGGACAGCAAGUCGGACGUGGUGUCGGGUCACGCUCUGUGGCGGCAGCAGUUCAGCACCGUGGCGUGGCUGCACAUGCUCAACAUGCGCAGGGAGAGGAAGGCCUUCGUUUACACCCUGGCCUUGUUCCUGGUGUUCGUCGCUGCAGUCCUCGUCCUGUCUCUGGCCACAGGAAACAUCCAGAUUCACUCCUCAGACCGCCAGUUUUCACCCAUUUACCUCCUCAAAAGGCACCAGGCACCUCGGAGAUACGCCACGAGCCUCCUGGUUCAGAACUCUUCAGGAUCUGAUAUUUCCGACUUCGUCCACAACCUGGAAUUGCAGGAUAUCAAAGUGGAAAUGAUGAAGCACAGCGACUACAUGGCUGCAGCUCCCCACAGCGCUGCCAUCAACGUAACAGGAUCCAGCAAGGGUUUCAGAUACAGCGUCGCUUUUAACAGCACCACCGUUCACUCCUUGCCCAUGGCUGUGAACAUACUGAGCAACGCUCUUCUACGAGGCCUGAAUGGCUCCGGACACAUCCGAACCUGGACCAAACCGUUUGAUUAUCAAAUCCCAGACGCCACAUCCUACGCUCUGGUGUACAUAGAGGCGAUCAUACUGGGAAUGCUGGCCGCUGGAAUGCCUGCGUAUUUUGCAAUGGACCACACUCGAGACCGAGAGAUCAAGUGUCGCUCCACUCUUCGUAUCUCCGGUUUGGUCCCAUCGGCCUACUGGUGCGGCCAGGCAGCGGUGGACAUCCCCUUCUACUACCUCAUCCUGUCCUGUAUGACCAUCAUCCUCUUCUCCUUCCACACUGGAAACUUGCUCACCUCCAGCAACCUCACCGCUGUGGUUCUCUGCACUGUGGGCUUCGGUCCGGCCAUGAUCCUCUUCACUUACGUGUUUUCUUUUGGCUUCGCUCGAGUCCAGAGCAACAGGGAUUUCUUCUCCGUCAUCUCCAUGAUGGUGUGUGUGGUGUCGGCCUCCGUGGUUCAGUUGUCAUUUGUGAACGACAACCCUGGACUGACGAGAAACCUGCACAAUAUCUUGUGCUUCUUCAACCCUCUGUAUCCUCUCAUGGGCUGCCUCAACUGCAUCACCAAGGCGACCUUCCUUCCUUCUCUGUACGAGGAGAACUUCUUGUGGAAGAACCUGCUCAUUUCAGUCGUGGCCCCGUAUCUCCAGUGCAUCCUUCUGCUUUUCCUGCUCCGCUGGCUGGAGAUCCAUUACGGAGGGAGGACGAUGAAAAACGAUCAGUUCUGCAGGAUUUCAUCUCAGCCGAAGCCCAAAGUGGAGAGAAACCCAGAAGACAGUCAGAAUGAGGAUGAGGAUGUUCAGAUGGAGAAGGCCAGAGUGAAGGAGGCCCUCACCUGUCAGGCCUGUGAAGAGAAACCCGUCGUGGUUGUGAGCAACCUGAGGAAGCAGUACAAGGGCAGAAGAGAAGGAUUUUCUUUCAGCAAGAGGAGCAAAGUGGCCACAAAGAACAUCUCCUUCUGCGUUCGCAAAGGUGAAGUUCUUGGACUGUUGGGCCCCAACGGAGCAGGAAAGAGCACCAUCAUGCACAUGUUGUCAGGUGACACGGACCCCACUGCCGGCCAGGUGCUGAUGGGCGACUACAGCACUGAGUUUCGACCAGUGGACAGUCCCCUGGAGCACGUGGGCUACUGUCCACAGGUGAACCCACUGUGGCCCAGGAUCACUCUGCAGGAGCAUCUGGAGAUCUACGCUGCCAUCAAAGGUCUGAAAGGGCAGGACGUACCAGGAAUCAUCAAACGUGUGGUGAACGCCCUGGAGCUCAAGGAUCACCUGAACAAACAAGCAAAGACUCUGUCAGCAGGACUGAAGCGAAAGCUGUGUUUUGCUUUGAGUAUGAUCGGGAAUCCUCAGAUCGUCCUACUGGAUGAACCGUCAUCAGGGAUGGAUCCCAAGUCUAAACAGCGCAUGUGGAGGGCCAUACGUGCUGCAUUCAAGAACCGUCAGCGAGGAGCCAUCCUCACCACACACUACAUGGAGGAGGCCGAGGCCGUGUGCGACCGUGUGGCCAUCAUGGUUUCUGGCCAGCUGAGAUGCAUCGGCUCCAUCCAGCAUUUAAAAGGGAAAUACGGUCGAGGUUACAGUUUGGAGGUGAAGCUCAGAGAGGAGCUGACGGGGCUCCAGCAGGUGGCGCUGCUGCACAAGGAGAUCCUCCGAAUCUUCCCUCACGCUGCCCGGCAGGAGAGCUUUGCCACUCUGAUGGUUUAUAAGAUCCCCAUGGAGGACGUCAAAUCACUGGCCAAGUCUUUCUCUCAGUUAGAAAGUGCCAAGCAAAACUUCAACUUUGAAGAAUACAACUUCUCCCAGUCGACUUUAGAGCAGGUGUUCAUGGAGUUCGCCAAGGAGCAGGAGAACGAGGAGGACGAGGUCGGCUCCCUCAGCACGACUUUCCAGUGGCAGCGGUUGCGCCAGGACGGCUCGGUCUCCGUCAACCACACAGACAGCAUCGUGCACCAGCUUUGAAGUGAGAGGGAGCGACCGGUCCGUCCCGGCCUGCCAGACUUCAGCGUCUGAGGGCUCACGCCAGCACUCGCCCGCUCCACGCAAACCCGACGCCCACCGCCCUUUACAGUGAACGAGACAGACGAUGGCGGGGGGGCUCACAUGCACCGAGGCUGACUGUGUGUGUGUGUGUGUGUGUUCGGGCUCAGGGCUGCUCUGGCCUCUUUUUGUGGCUCUGAGGCGUGCAUGUGUGAAGUAACCCUCGUCCACUUGGUGCUCCGUGUUUUCCGACCGACCGAGAGGCCUGCAGUCUUUCUCGACACGCUGAUGCGACACUUACUCCUCUUUCUAAUGGUGUUUUUUUUUUUUAAAUCUUCACAGGGAGUCAGUAAAUAGAAAAAAAAAACAACAACAUAUAAAUAAUAUAUGGUACGUAUGCUUUGUAAUCCUCUCCAUCCGUUCUCCUCAGCAGGAGGCGUUACAGUAAGCGUGUUUGCUCGUCUCUUGGGAUGUUUUCGUCUGUUGUGUUUGUGAAACAGUUUUUUUGUUUAUUUAAAAAAAAAAAAGAAAAAGAAAAAAAGCACUACCAGAACUGGAAUCCAUCCAUGAUCGUACCAAAGCAGCACAUCUCUGAACCACACACUACCACACCUCCUCACGUAUUGACACUAAGUACCUUUUCUUUGUUUUUUAGUGUCGGUAGCAUGUGCAUAAAUAGUUCUAUUAUCGACGUGGGGCAGCAGAGCGAGCGCCUAUGUGGUUAAGAAGAGAUGUUACAGCUCUCCACACAGUCUUUGGACCUUUAAAGAACUUUUAUUUUUUCUCAGAGGUUGAUCCUUUUCCCACAUUUUACACAUCCAGACCUACAUUUCAGCUACAUUCUCCAGGACUGAGUGUGAGAUGUUGGAAUGAGGGUUUUGGACAGGAGAUAUUUGCCCCCGUGGCCUUCCUCUCUGCGGGUUUAGCGUUAAGCUAGAACCCACAGUUUGGGAACGUAGAGUAGAAUAUGCACGCCAGUACAUGUAGCACACCGCCCUCGUCAGAUGUUAGCCGGGGCCGACAACCUCAGAUGUUGGAGAGGCGAAGCUCGAGGCCGCGUUCGGAUCCAGAAGGGGCUCGUUCUUUAUCUCUCAGCCGAGUUUUAUGAGGAUUUUUUUGAUAACAGAUUUUGAAUGUACGUUCGGCCUCCAGCGAGAGGAGGGUUUGUAAACUCAGUGACUUCCCGUCGUCACUCUGUUUCACUUUGGUGCCACUUUUGAUCACGCAGCUGUGUUUAGUUGACUCUUAUCUAGCUUAGUUGGUGUGUGUGGAUGUGUGUGUGUGUGUGUGUGUGUGUGUGUUUAUCGUGCUGUAUAUACUCCGUCUAGCUGCGGCUGUUUCUGCAUAAUCUAAUAUUUGUACAAGCAGGUGCGUUGUUGGUGCAAUACCUAUCAGCAAACCGACAAAUUGUAAUUUUUUCAUGACAUUCAGGUGAGCGGAUGUUUGGCUAAAGGGAAUUUUAAAAACACUUUUAUUGAACAGACUUGAGAAUUAUGUGACUUGUUGGGUUUAGUUUUACUUUGUUGACCAUUUUUUGACCUGGGAGGGCGCUGACGGAGCAGCUUCCUCACAUGAAGAGCCUUACUGUGUGGCAGCUGGUUUUAGGGGUGGACGGAUGAAAACCAAACACAAACUCAGACUUCACAACUCAACACGAUAAGUGUUGCUCGGUGAUAUAAUUGGAUUGAAUCACUGGUUUGUCGUCCACCUCUGCAGGACAGAGUAUCUUCUGCUUGUCAUUUACCAGCCGUGGAAACAGAAGCUGAAACUUAAUUUUGAAGACAACCUACAUUUUUGAUAAUGAAUUAUAUUGAUAUUUAUUUUCUCUCAUGUGCAACGCAGACUCACAGGUACUUUGUAGUUGUGGGUUUUUCAUGUGUGCGCAAGGUGUCGGGGAAAAGUUACCUUCAUGUGUUUAUGCAGUAGCUUCCACUAAUCUGUAACAGAUUUUAUUUGCAGUUUCAUUCUUCACCAGAGAGCUGAUUUAGUGAGAUUCAUGAAGUGUUUCAAGAAACAGACAUGCAUCACAUACACCGCAACACUUUACUAAAUAUUCAAACACACGAUACUUUACUGUACUUGAGAAAGCGAGUGGGAAUUUAGCUCAUGAACUACAUUGUUGGGCGUCCUUUUAAAUGUGAAAACUCUAAAGCCCUGUUGAUAUUUUUUGUCUUUUUGCACACAUGUAGCCUUGUUCCCUCAAAGUAAAAACACUGGCUCUGCUUUAAGUUGAACAUGUGCGGUGGGUAUCGAUGGGCGUGUCGCUUAUACACUAGAUUUCUUUUAUGUUCAUUUUCCCAAGUGCAAUGUCGGAUGUUUGCUUGCAAAAGCAAACAAGUGUUGGCUUUCUUUAAACGUGUGUUCUGUCGGUUUCAGUAACAUGUAGCCAUCCAGACAACAUCUGCUUCUUUUGCACGUCUCUAACCCCUGCUUCCACCACAGAAAACAUCACGUUCAGUUUAAAGUGUUUCACGUUAAAGAAUACGAAAAUAUUCUUCGGCUCUGUGGAAAAGGAGCAUUUAGACAAGUUGGCAGUGGAGCAGGUUUUGUUUUCUUUUUCCUGGUGGUGGUAAAGUUGCACUAUUUCUGGGAAAUUUUCUAACCUUUCUUUAUAUUAUGCAAUCUUUGUAAGUUUAUCUGUGCACUGAUUUUAUUUUUUAAAGACUGUGGUUUAGCUGUGUGCUGUAUUUUCCUCUUGUGCCGCCCUCCCCAUGUCUGAAUGGACACUCUGUGGUCUGUACACGACCUUUUCAUGAUUAAAUGUUAAUCCGAAUCAUU
Molecule: messenger RNA, 8163 nt
Organism: Stegastes partitus (bicolor damselfish)
Lineage: Eukaryota; Metazoa; Chordata; Actinopteri; Pomacentridae
Gene: abca5
Product: ATP-binding cassette, sub-family A (ABC1), member 5
Exons: 39
Coding region: 307-5367 (1686 amino acids)
Biological process (GO): lipid transport; transmembrane transport
Cellular component (GO): intracellular membrane-bounded organelle; membrane
Molecular function (GO): lipid carrier activity; ATP hydrolysis activity; ATP binding
Source: RefSeq, a predicted model, not a curated record